AUGAACUCCACUGAGAUAUUUGCGGUGGAAAAUUCCACGAGAUCUGUGAUAGAUGCUGCUGAGAUGGAUGCUUGUAACCAAGUAGACAACUACUUCAUUGUUUUACGCUUUUGGCUGGCAGUUGUAUUGGGUGAUAGCUUGUCGGUGAUAAGUAUCAUUUUCAAUUCAUUUGUUUUUCUUGUCUUCGUCACAAGCAAGCAACAUAGAAAUUCUUACAAUUUAUACUUGAUGUUACUGGCUAUGUCAGAUGUAUUCAUUGGCAUCUCCUAUAUCAGUGUGUUAUCCGUUCGUGUAUUAUUCAAUUGGACAGCAAACAUUACAUUGAAGUCAAUAUGGGUUACAUAUAUGAUUCCUAUGCUAACUGUUUCCCAUAUAGGAAUGACAGCUUCCACUUAUUUGAUUACAUUUGCUGCCGUUGAACGAUAUUGUGUAACUGUCAAUAACUGGGCUGUCACAUAUUUACAGAAAAACAGAAAAAUAUUGGCAAUUGUAGCCAUGAUGUGUGGAUUAGUUAGCAAAGGAACGAUUCUAAAGGAAAUCCAGAUUGGAACUAACGAUAACUGCAUAGGAACCAUUAAUGAAUGGGAAGUUCAUCCAUCUCAGCUUGUAAAACAACAUCCAUGGUUCAAUAUAAUCUGGCGUUUCUACUUCAGAACAAUGUUUACAAUUUUGGCUCCUUUCUUCAUUCUUUUAUAUCUUAAUGCUCGUCUUAUCUUCAGUUAUAGGCUACGCAACAACAGAAGCUCAAACCUUGAAGCAUCACAAGAUAAACAGAGCGUUUUACAGAAAAAAGCUCGUAUACGUGCAGCUACAAGAACUCUUGUUAUCAUUGUAUGUACUUAUCUGAUGAGUAAUCUUCUACAGGUUAUCAUUACUAUUUGGGAAUAUUUGUCUUAUGAAACGCUUAGCACUACAUGGAUUUGGUUAUAUGUCUUAUCUGUUGAUUGGAUUUCAUUACUUACAAUGAUGGCUUCAUGUCUUCGUCUGCCCAUUUAUGCUAUCUGUCAACCUCUGUUGAGAAAGGAAAUGUAUCAAUUCAUUUCCCAACUGUGGACAUUCAAGAAGAUGACUAGACGAAUGACUCUGCUGGAGAAUUUCAAUCCACAGAAGAAUAUGCAAUUCUUCGUUGUCCUCUCUGUUGUAGCUGUAGCUGCUUUUGCUGCUCCACUUCCAGGAGACGAAGAGGAUGCUAACCUUGGACUUGCCUGGCACGCUGCUGCCGGAGAAGUUAACUUCGGAAGAGUUGGAAGAUUCUACGUCCCAAGACAAGUUACCAACUUCAGCGUUUCUGACUCUGGAUCAGCCAAAGAAACCGUUCUCGAAGUUAUCUACCAAGAAAGUUGGUGCAGCACUGACGAAGGAAACGAUCUUGAAGAUGUCUGUGAAUCCAUGUGCCCACUCUACCAAACUGGAGCUCAAGCUCUUUACAAGGUUACAACCACUGAAUUCGCAGAUGGAAAUGAAGAAACUCAUGCCGUCAAGAUCAAGGAUUUGUAA
Messenger RNA from Auanema sp. JU1783, 1497 nucleotides. The record is from the annotation of a GenBank genome assembly. NCBI's taxonomy places the organism in Eukaryota, Metazoa, Nematoda, Chromadorea, Rhabditida, Rhabditidae.